Messenger RNA from Ambispora gerdemannii, 424 nucleotides. NCBI's taxonomy places the organism in Eukaryota, Fungi, Glomeromycota, Glomeromycetes, Archaeosporales, Ambisporaceae. The record is from the annotation of a GenBank genome assembly.
UUUGUUAAUGGAAAAAGCCUUGUUAUUUGCUGAAGAAUUCGAGGUUUCUGAUAAGUUUGUAGCUUUUGCGGGUUGGGUCAACAAUUUCAAACGACGAAACAAUCUAAAGUCCUACAAAAAAUGUGGUGAAUCUGGCAGUGUCAAUAUGGAUGAGAUUUCAAAGUUUCGUGAGCAACUUCAAGACAUAAUCAAAGACUACGAACCUCAAGAUGUGUUCAACUGUGAUGAGACAGCAUUGUAUUGGAUACUUGAAUCUAGUCGAACUCUAGCAUAUAGUUCAGUUAAAGGAAAGAAGAAAUCAAAAGACCAAGUAUCAUUGCUAGUAACAACAAAUGCAAUAGGAAAUGAAAAAUUACUGAUUUUAUUUAUCCACAAGUACAAAAUACCACGUGCUCUCAGGGGGAUUAAUAAAUCCACUCUUCCA